Molecule: messenger RNA, 2046 nt
Organism: Mya arenaria
Lineage: Eukaryota; Metazoa; Mollusca; Bivalvia; Myida; Myidae
Product: 4-hydroxyphenylpyruvate dioxygenase-like protein
Exons: 5
Coding region: 57-1283 (408 amino acids)
Biological process (GO): aromatic amino acid metabolic process
Molecular function (GO): 4-hydroxyphenylpyruvate dioxygenase activity
Source: RefSeq, a predicted model, not a curated record
UUGAAAAUAACACAUGUAUCUGUCAACAGCGAAAUUUAAAAGUUUAAGGAGUAAUAAUGCAAGAUUGUUGUGUCCAUCACGUUGAAUUUGGUGUUAGAAAUGGGGAGGAAUAUUUGAGGAAGUUCAAAAACCAAUAUAAAUUUGCUCUGGUUGCGACAAGGUUUACAAAACACUUGAAACAGUGGGUUCUCUUGUCAGGAACUGCCAGGAUUUUGCUUACGCAACAGAUGUCACCUCUUGCAAACUCUGUCAGUGAUGUUUACCAUGUACCAUGGAGUAGGUUACUACAAGCAAAUCAGGAACCGUCUUUGUCGAGCAUUGAUUCUGUUUACAAUGUGGCAUUGCAAGUGAAAAAUAUUCAAGCAAUUACUGAAAGACUUUCAAGGUCAGGUGUUACAAUAGCAAAACCAUUACAAACUGCGUCUGACAAUCAUGGUGAAGUAAAACUAGCAAUUGUGAGAAGUUGCAUAGGAAAUGUUGUACACACUUUAAUAGAGGAUGCUGGAUAUAAAGGACCCUUUUUACCACAGUUCACGCCAGUGUCCGAUUCCGGUGACCAAUCUCAAAAGCUUACAACACACUUAGAUCAUGUAACUUUUGCCUGUGAUAGUGGUGAUUCAGGAAGGAUUUUAGACUGGUACUCAAACUGUUUUGGAAUGAGAAGGUUUCUGAUAAGCAGAGAUGAAGAUGAAGCCAGUGGUUUUGUGAUAGACAGUGAAGAUAUUGGUGUGAGAUUGAAAGCAUUCGAGUAUUGGAAAUGUGCCGAGACUGGCCUAACCACUGGUAAUCGCCCAGACAGCAUCAAGUUUGUCAUCGCAGAAGCUUUACCUAAUCAAGGACCAAACCAAGUAGACACAUUUCUCCAUGACCAUGAAGGUCCAGGCAUUCAGCACAUUGGGCUCCACACUGACAACAUUGUCAGCACUGUGGCUCAACUGAAAGACAAUGGGGUCGAAUUUGCUGAACCCCCAUAUACAUACUACACAGAGGUUGGCAAACUGGAGGAGAUCUGCGAUAUCGGAGAGGACGUGGAUCUACUGCGGGAGAACGGGAUCCUGGUAGACGCAGAGGCUGACCCCGGAGAUGGAGAGGGGAGUGGGGGCGGGGAGGGAGGACUCAGGUACCUGAUGCAGAAGUUCACCAAGCCCUUGUCUGACAGAAACACAUUUUUCCUCGAGAUUAUCCAGCGUGUUGGGGCGCGGGGGUUUGGAUCAGGGAACAUUACGGCACUCUGGAGAUCAGUGCAGGCAUAUAUGAAUAGCCAAAAGGAGAACAAAUCCUGAUAAUGACUUGUAUGGAGGAGAAGUGUUGACCAGUGUCUGACAAAUCAAUUGCCCAAAGGCCAAUGCAUACCAAAUAUUUUCAAUGCAACUAGCUUGGCAACAAAUCAAGUUUGGUAAUCUUGGAUCCAGUGAUUAAAGGCUAUUAUAUUAUUUUUAUUUAUAACUCUUUUAUUAUGAAAUUUUGUUGAAAGGCUGCUCAGUGGUCACUAAGGUUUUUUGACAAUCAACUGUUGAUAAAUAUAUGUAUUAAUGAGGGGUUCUAAAGUUCAAGGUAAAUCCUGAAAUAAGGAUUGAGAACUUUAAACUUUGUCCUUUGAACUGUUGUAAAGAUUGUUUUUUGCUCGGAUAUUUGCAUCAAAAACAAUAGGAAAUAUCUUGAAAAGCUUAUAAAUGACUUCGAAAACAAUUCCAAAAGGGGUCUGGGCCCCUCUACCUUGCUCUGGGCCCGAUUCCCUCAUAUUCAGACCCUUGGGAAUACUUCAGGAUUGACAAUUAUCAGCUGUUUGUACCACUGUUUAAUAUUAUGUUGAAUUUUGUAGGCCUUUGUACCAUGCCAUGAACUGUAACCAAGUACACCAAUUUUGUCCUACAUUUCACUUGAAAUAUGACAUUUGCAUCUGUAGGCGAACAUGUGUGUAUUAUACGUGUUAUUGCAAUUUUUGAAUUCUAUUCUUUUACUACUGAGAGGUAGUGACAACAACCUUUUUUUUGCUGUGAUGGAACUUGUUAAAAAUUAAACAACCUGAAGGUGUUAUUUUGAUGA